Molecule: messenger RNA, 660 nt
Organism: Racocetra persica
Lineage: Eukaryota; Fungi; Glomeromycota; Glomeromycetes; Diversisporales; Gigasporaceae
Source: the annotation of a GenBank genome assembly
AUGUCUCUACCGGAUAAUUAUCCUUUUUUAACACGAAAGGAAUUUGACAUUGCCGCUAAAUUAUUUAUUGAACAAUCGAAGAGAUCAAAUGAUGAACCUUGGAGCUGGGUUGAACAUGAGAAAGUAAAAGGUUUCGGUUACAUUUGUCGAAAAUCAUUGGUUAAACGAGUGACUCCAGUGAAUUUCGUUAUCCCAGCAGAUGAAUUCACACAACUUGAUGAUGAAAUAUUAGAAGAAGAAGAUUUAAACUCUCUACCCACUGUACCAGCAUCGGAUGAAUAUUUUACUGUUGAUUAUCAUAUCAUAUAUUCAACUUCCUAUAAAGUUCCUGUACUUUAUUUUAAUGCCUACAAUAGUGAUGGGACAUUAUUGACAAAUGAUGAGAUUUAUUCAAAUUUAGUACAUCCUUUAAAACAAAAUGAUAUAAAAAAUGCAGGAUUUAAUGGUGCAAUAUCACAACAGGAUCACCCGACUCUUUUACUUCCAUUUUAUUAUCUCCAUCCCUGUGAAACUGCUACUUUAAUGGCAUCAAUAGUAAGUGACUCAAAAGUGGACAAUAAUAAACCACAAGUAUUACCUCUAGAAGGAUAUAUUAGAAGUUGGUUAAGUUUGGUUGGCUCUGUUGUUGGAGUUAAGGUUGUUAUAGAUUAUUUUAUUUAA